Microcebus murinus (gray mouse lemur) is the source of this 1516-nucleotide messenger RNA. RefSeq names its product olfactory receptor 10N1-like. Gene Ontology annotation, molecular function: olfactory receptor activity. Gene Ontology annotation, biological process: G protein-coupled receptor signaling pathway. Gene Ontology annotation, cellular component: membrane. Lineage: Eukaryota; Metazoa; Chordata; Mammalia; Primates; Cheirogaleidae. The record is from RefSeq and is a predicted model, not a curated record.
UCAGACAAAUGAGUAUUUCCAAAGAAGAAAAUACUAAAACUUCAAAAUAUAUUCAAUUAAAUUGGCAUUAAUAUAACCCAAAUAUUAAUGUUCAUGCCACUGUAUCUCAAUCCAUUGUUCCUGUCAGAAGUGUGGGUGACCAAUUGACCUUUGAUGAAUAAUUAGGGUAUUUGACCACAUCUUUGAGUAGCUGUAGAAAUGUUCUGGAAAGGAAUCAGGAGGAUCAGAUUUGCAGGUUGGUCUAUUUUAGGGCAUGCACUGUUGUGUACAUUCAUUAUGUUCAUCUCUUCAGUACUGAGCUCGUUGUUCUCUUAGCCUAUCUAGCAUUUCACCAUAUUAACAUUUUCUUUUGCUUUGUAUCCGUAUUCAUGAAGGAAUGUAUCUCAAGAUGUGAAGAUCUACAUAUGCUUCACUAGACCCUAAAUGUCUUUGGGAGAAUUCCUAACUCUUAAUUUCAACAUUAUCUUUAUGCUUAAAUAAAGAUGGGUGCCGGUGAAUAUAUUGGUACUGUACCUACCACAAUCAGCCUCCACAUUCAUGUCUUCAUGUCUUUUGUGAACACCCAGACCACCGUUCCACCAACAUGAGGAACCACACAUUGCUGAAUGAGUUCAUUCUACUGGGAAUACCGCAGACAGAGGGUCUGGAGCCUGUGCUCUUUGUUAUCUUCUCAUUCAUCUACCUCUUCAUCCUGCUUGGAAAUUCACUCAUUCUUCUAGCCAUCGUUUCUUCCUCCACCCUUCAUAACCCCAUGUAUUUCUUCUUGGGACUCCUGUCUAUUUUUGACAUGUCGUUUCCAUCUGUAACCUGUCCCAAGAUGCUAUUCUAUCUCUCUGGCCAGAGCCGAAUCAUUUCUUUCAAAGGAUGUGCUGCACAGCUCUUCUCCUAUCAUUUUCUGGGUUCUACCGAAGGCUGCCUCUAUUCUGUGAUGGCUUAUGAUUGCUUUGUUGCCAUCUGUCACCCACUUAGGUACAUGCUCAUCAUGAAACCUGGAGUCUGUGUGGGUUUGGUGAUGGCAGCGGGGUUGGUGGGUUGUCUUCAGGCCACCACCUUGACCUUCUUUACCUUCCAGUUGUCCUACUGUGGCCCCAAUCAGGUGGAAUAUUUCUUCUGUGACAUACCUGCUGUUUUACCCCUGGCUUGCACUGACAGUGCCCUGGCACAGAGAGUGGGUUCCAUAAAUGUUGGCCUCCUGGCUUUCAUGCUUCUGUUUAGUGUUUGUGUCUCCUAUGCUCACAUUGGGAUUCUCAUCUUGAGAAUCCAUUCAGCAGAAGGCAGGCAGAAAACGUUCUCCACCUGCAGUGCACACCUCACUGCAAUCCUGUGUGCCUACGGACCAGUAAUCGUCAUCUAUCUGCAGCCCACACCCAAGCCCUUGCUUGGUGCUGUGGUGCAAAUAUUAAAUAAUAUUGACUCACCCAUGCUGAACUCCUUAAUAUACUCUUUAAGGAACAAGGAAGUGAAAAGGUCCCUGAAGAAGGUAUUCUAAAGUGUUGUACUUGCUGUUGGGGAAUAA